ACUUCACAAAGCCCUGAUGCUUUACUGAUCAUGUUCUACCCUCCAAAUGCCUAUAACGUAUAUGUAAAUUAUAUAGGCCAAGGAAGCAAUGCUUUCAAGACAGACUCAGAGCCUCUGGACUGGAGACACACCUGUGUGACUUGGGACUCUGAUACUGGGUUGGUCCACCUUUGGGUCAAUGGAAAGCUCUACCCUGGAGGAGUUUCUGGUAAAGGGUCUUCUAUCGAAGCUUCAAUCAGCCUUAUUCUGGGACAGGAACAAGACUCUUAUGGUGGAAGGUUUGAUGCUACUCAGUCAUUGGUUGGUGAAAUAAGUGAUGUCCACAUUUGGGAUUAUGUCCUGACUCCAGAAGACAUUCAGAAAGUCACCUCUGGCGAUCUCCAUGGAAAUAUCCUGAAUUGGAAGUCUCUACUCUAUGAAAUAAAAGGGGAAGUUUUUGUCCAGCCUAAGAAUUUGCAUUUGGAGAGUAAAGUCUUCGUCUUCCCCAAAGAAACCAGCACAGCUCAUGUCAUUCUGAGACCUGAAAUUACAAGACCAUUGCAGGAAGUCAGCGUCUGUCUACGUUCCUAUACUGACCUUUCCCGCCCCUAUACUCCCUUCUCUCUUGCUACUCCCGGGAAGGACAACGCCUUUCUCAUCUACUUACAGCCCCCAAACACUUGUUUUGUACACAUCAACCAGGAAGACACUUAUUUUAAGACAGACUCGGAGUCUUUGGACUGGAGGCACAUCUGUGUGACCUGGGACUCCAACACUGGAGUGGUCCAACUUUUGGUCAAUGGGAAACUCUACCCCAGAAGAGUCUCCAUGAAAGGGUCUUCUAUCGCAGCUGAAGGCAGCAUUGUCCUGGGACAGGAACAAGACUCUUUUGGAGGAGGGUUUGAUGCUAAGCAGUCAUUUGUUGGUGAAAUAAGUGACGUCCACAUGUGGGAUUAUGCCCUGAGUCCACGAGAUGUACAGAAGGUCAUCUCUGGUGGUCUCCUUGGGAAUGUCAUUAAUUUUAAGUCUGUAGUUUAUGAAGUCAAAGGGGAAGUUCUCAUCCAGCCCAAACCUUAAU
Messenger RNA from Staurois parvus, 1057 nucleotides. The record is from the annotation of a GenBank genome assembly. Lineage: Eukaryota; Metazoa; Chordata; Amphibia; Anura; Ranidae.